This is a messenger RNA of Acanthamoeba castellanii str. Neff, 672 nucleotides long. Its product is annotated as heat shock protein HslVU, ATPase subunit HslU, putative. The record is from RefSeq and is a predicted model, not a curated record. Bases 1 to 672 code for a protein of 223 amino acids. NCBI's taxonomy places the organism in Eukaryota, Discosea, Longamoebia, Acanthamoebidae. The transcript has a single exon. Gene Ontology annotation, molecular function: ATP binding; ATP hydrolysis activity.
AUGCGUGCACGCAGGCCCUACCUGGAGGAGCAGGAGGCGGAGAAGCUGAUCAACAAGGACGCCAUCGUCAAGAACGCGCUGGAGGCCGUGCAGAGCAACGGUAUCGUCUUCAUCGACGAGAUCGACAAGAUCUGCAAGGACAAGAACUCGUACGGCGCCGACGCCUCGUCGGAGGGCGUGCAGCGGGACCUGCUGCCGCUCAUCGAGGGCACCACCAUCAGCACCAAGUACGGCAACGUCGACACCUCCAAGAUCCUCUUCGUCGCCUCGGGCGCCUUCCACUCGUGCAAGCCAUCCGACCUGCUCGCUGAGCUGCAGGGCCGUCUGCCCAUCCGCGUGCAGCUGAAGCCGCUCAAGAAGGGCGACUACUAUCGCAUCUUGACCGAGACCAAGUUCAACCAGAUCGACCAGGCCAAGGCCCUGUUGCUGACCGAGGGCGUGGAGCUCGACUUCACCGACGACGCCAUCCACGAGAUCACCAAGCUCACGGCCGAGGUCAACGAGACGGUGGAGAACAUCGGUGCGCGUCGCCUCCACACCGUCAUGGAGCGGAUCCUGGAGGAGGUCAGCUACGAGUGCACGCCGGGCAAGGUCACCAUCGACGUGGCCGAGGUCAGGAAGCACCUCAGCGAGCUCCUCCUCAAGACGGAUCUCAGCAGAUACGUUUUGUAA